This is a messenger RNA of Temnothorax curvispinosus, 2455 nucleotides long. Its product is annotated as phospholipase A1 member A-like. The coding region runs from base 644 to 1669 and encodes 341 amino acids. The transcript has 9 exons. Gene Ontology annotation, molecular function: lipase activity. Gene Ontology annotation, biological process: lipid metabolic process. The record is from RefSeq and is a predicted model, not a curated record. NCBI's taxonomy places the organism in Eukaryota, Metazoa, Arthropoda, Insecta, Hymenoptera, Formicidae.
CGUUAAGGAGAUACACAUAAUUAUUUCCACCGGUAAUCUGUGACAAUCCCAUAAAUCUACCGGUAUAUAAAUUAACAUAGUGCGAUUAAGUGAGCACCUGACAGAAUUAUGGGACAUCGUGUGACACGAUGUCGCACUCAUUGCUUUAUGAGCAAUUUAGAUAUAGUAAACAUAGAUUAGAUAUAAAAUUAAAUAUAGAAAUCUACUAUUUUUAUCGAAGAUUAAAGCAGAUGGUUUAAUUCGACCCAACUGGCCAUUUAUUAAUAUAAUAUUCAAAUAUACAACGUUUCGACCAUGGUUUGUGGGCUUAUCAAGUGUAAACUAAGUUAUAGAUUUACAAUGUGGCUGUUUUGCGGAACAUUUUAAUUAUAGAGACUGAUAAUAGAACGAAAAUAAUUCUAUUAUCAGUCUUUAUAAUUAAGAUGUUUCGCAGAACAGCCUCAUUGUAAAUCUAUAUUCGCCGGUAGGCCCGGUAGAUGGUCGAAUUAUAGUUGUGAUAAACAUUGAUUUAGAAGUUAGCAAGCCAACCUGCGAGUGAUAUAUACUGACAAGUUUUCUACACUCAUCUUUUACAUUGUCACGUUUUACAUGACACACAAAACCUAAAUCCUUUUUUGUUGGUGGAAUCGAUUUCAGAGCCACAAUGAUAAGUCACACUUUUCGACAAUUUGCUUUCACCAUUGUGAUAACAUACGCGAUUGCAGUUGAUAUAAGCAAUGGACACAAGAAAAAGAAGUUGCAAUUAAUUAGAGAAGAUGCUAUUUUUGAUCGGACUGGAUCUUGUAGCAGAGCGUCUGGCGAGGAUGACUACGACAGCAUUUUUCUACGUAUUUAUAUUGGGACCACUAUGGACGAAUAUGCCGACUACCCGCUGGGGAAUGCCAGCGCGAUUACAUCUCAAAUAGACAACAGCAAGCCGACGGUGUUGUAUAUUCACGGCUACACGGAACAUCUUGAUAAAGAGAGCGUGCAAACAGUGGUGGAAGCUUACUUAAAGAGAAAUGAUCACAACGUUAUCGCGGUGGAUUACGGUAAAUUAGCGAGCAACUCGUACCUAAUAGUGACGAUGAGUGCUCCUCGUAUAGCAGAUGCUGUCGCGACUGCUCUCGAUGAGAUGAAAAACUCGGGCUUUAAUACGGAAAAAUUGCACAUUGUCUCACACUCCAUGGGUAGCCAAAUCUCCGGUUAUAUCGGCAGAAGAGUCAGCUUUCAAAUUCCUAGAAUUACAGGACUGGAUCCGGCCGGCCCUCUUUUCCAUCUUCUCCAGCCUAGUCUUUCGUCUUCCGAUGCUCGUUUUGUGGAUAUCAUACACACGGAUUCUGGAUUUUAUGGUAUCACCAAGACUACGGGCACAGUGGACUUUUUCCCAAACGGUGGUACACGCAUACAACCCGGUUGUCCGCCACGCCCCAGAUUUUUCAGCGAAGAGGAUUUCUGCAGUCACCAUCGUUCCUGGAGAUUCUAUGCCGAGUCUCUGACCGAUGAAUCUACCUUCUUGGGCGUGCAUUGUCCUUCGUUAUCUGACUUUACCUACGGCGAAUGCAAUAAUAAUACACGGACCGUUAUGGGAUAUGCCACUCCGACCAGUGUGCAGGGGACUGUCUAUCUUACGACGAAGGAUGAAAGUCCUUUCGGAUUGGACGAGAAAGGAAUUAUGUCGACGAAUUAGUUACGCCAUGUUGAGAAUUGCGAUAUAAAAAUGAUAUCGCAAGAUUUUCAGAAAAAAAUUGUGAAUUCUCUUACUAAUACGAAAAAGAAAGAAAAAAUUAGAGAGAGAAUGUGUAUCGGCCUCUGCAAUGCGCAUACUUUAUACUACGUUUAUUGUAUAUUAUUGGAUACUCGAAGACAACAUUUCUUGCAAUAACCGGAUUGUCGUUAUAUUAUUCCGCGAAUGUCCAGACGUCUUCUGCUUUCCGACGCACACAAUAUAAUAACGUCAUCAUUAAUUCAAUAUCCAACUUGAUGAUAUUGUCACAUCACUACGGCUCUUGAUAUUUUUCUCGUAAUUCGCAUUUGUGUUAAAAAUGCAAAGCUAAUGGAUAUACAAUAUGGUCGUUUGAAGUUUCGAGAAGUAUAUAUAAUUAUUAUAUAUAUAAAGUAUAUAAGAUUAAGAAGUAUUCCAACGUUGAGAUCCGAGGCUCGCGUAUAUCGAUCGCGACGAUGACAGCGGGAUAGCGAGCAUAUAGUAAAUUUAUGCUAUAACGUACAUUUUUAAAUAAGGCGGAACAAUCGUAAUAACUGUGGCAUGUCCCUUAUAAUAACAUACGAUAGUCUUUGUAGAAUUGUAUGUAAUGUUUCAUGAAACGAUUAGAAAAAGAAAACUUAUUUCUGCAUGAUGAAUUAUCUACCAUGGAAGUUAAAGUAAUUCCUAAGUGAGAGAGAGAAAGUAAGAAUAUAAAAUGUACGAUAUAAAAUGUCAAGAAAUGGAAACUGUGCAAUAUAAUAGCAUUCUCAG